Molecule: messenger RNA, 1395 nt
Organism: Penicillium macrosclerotiorum
Lineage: Eukaryota; Fungi; Ascomycota; Eurotiomycetes; Eurotiales; Aspergillaceae
Product: phosphotransferase family protein
Exons: 1
Coding region: 1-1395 (464 amino acids)
Source: RefSeq, a predicted model, not a curated record
AUGGCUCAGAUGCCUCAGCAGAAGACAUUCUCGCUCGAGACAUACUUUGACGAGCUAGAGGAGACCAACGGCGAUGACGAAUGCAGGGCCUGGUUAAGUAGAGCUUUUGACUCAAAGGAUGAAUUGGCCAUUUUUGUCGCCAAACACCGAGAAGGAGAGAAACCCGGAAAAUAUGUUGAUUUUCUUAAGGGUUCCUUCAACUUCAGCUUUCGUUUCAGCUUCGUCGAUGGACGGCCAGAUGUCAUUAUUCGGUUUCCGAAGCCCGGACACACGGCUACCCUUUAUAGGGACGAAAAAGUCGCGAAUGAAGUCCAGGUCAUGGAAUACCUCCGCCAAAACACUGAUAUCCCUAUUCCUCGUGUUCACAGCUGGGGCUUGACUGCUGAGAGUCCACAACACCUUGGACCAUUCAUUAUUAUGGAUUACGUAAACGGUACACUUUUAUCAACUGUCUUAAAACAACCCGACCAAGAAAAUAUGGUUAUGAACCCGAAUAUCGACAACACUAUGUUGGACAAGAUUUAUUAUCAGAUUGGCUAUUUUAUAUUCCAGCUUUCUCAGCUUUCGUUUGCUAAGAUCGGGGCUAUCUCGAAGGAUCCUACUUUAAAUAUGUGGCACGUUACUAGAAGACCACUGACAUAUAAUAUGAACGAGUUGGCCACUGUUGCUGGCUACCCCGAGGAUCAAUUUCCAACUGUACCGUUUGACCGUGCAACCGAUUAUCUGAGAUCGGUCGCGAACGAGCACUUGAUCCACCUUUGGACCCAACGCAACCUUGCUGACAAUCCAAAAAUCGCUGAAAAGCGGUUUAUUGCCCGCCAUCGGUUCGCACAGCUAGUUUCAAAGUAUUAUCCUGAUGAGUGUGGGCUAUUUAUACCCUUCUGUGAUGACAUGCGACCAUCAAAUAUGCUUAUAGAUCCGGAAACACUCCGGAUCACUGCUAUUCUCGACUUCGAGUUUACGAAUGCCAUGCCUGCCGAGUUCACGUAUGACCCACCCUGGUGGCUGUUGCUCUCUGGACCUGAAAUGUGGCUUGAGCGCGGCGGAAUGGAAGAGUUCUUGACUCUCUAUGAGCCCAGAAUGGAACAAUUUUUGCGAGCUUUAGAGCGAGUGGAACUUGAAGUCAUGUCAGGUGGCAAAAAACCCGCUGGACUGUCUCUCUCUAGCCGGAUGCGCGAUUCAUGGAAGAGUGGGCGAUUUUGGUUCGACUAUGCGGCAAGGAAGAGUUUUGAUAUCGACACCAUCUACUGGGCUGCAUUAAAUCACAACGGUGCAGAUUCUGAGUUGCUUGAUGAUAAGUCGCGUGCAGAGAUGGAAUCAUUUACGCAGACUAAGAUGGAGCAGUUGAAGGCAUAUAAAGAGGAGUGUACUGCUCGUUUUUCUUCGAAGGCAUAG